Messenger RNA from Lathyrus sativus (Indian pea), 243 nucleotides. The record is from the annotation of a GenBank genome assembly. NCBI's taxonomy places the organism in Eukaryota, Viridiplantae, Streptophyta, Magnoliopsida, Fabales, Fabaceae.
AUGGAUCGCGGCCGGCAAGGUGGAACUCUGCCACGCCACACACUUCAACCUAUACCCAUCACAUUAGCUUCUAAUAUCCGCUCUCUCCGCAAAUUUAAUUCAAGACUUUAUGAUUCCUCUAUGGCAAACGAUGAUAAAAGCGACAAAAGAAACAAAAUCGGGAUUGACUUACCUACGACGAAGGCAACUAAUCAGAUACAAAUCUCCUCUUUCUUGAUGUUGUGGUAUGCCAGAUUUAGAUAA